Messenger RNA from Leptopilina heterotoma, 1385 nucleotides. RefSeq names its product stomatin-like protein 2, mitochondrial (gene Stoml2). NCBI's taxonomy places the organism in Eukaryota, Metazoa, Arthropoda, Insecta, Hymenoptera, Figitidae. The transcript is spliced from 7 exons. The coding region runs from base 117 to 1289 and encodes 390 amino acids. Gene Ontology annotation, cellular component: membrane. The record is from RefSeq and is a predicted model, not a curated record.
AAAGUCAGAGUAAUAUUGCCGCCUUGAAAAGUGUGAAGUGUUUUAUAAAGUGGAGAGAAAAAAAUUAUAAACAAUUGUUAAUAAAAAUUGUUCAGUGGGAUUUCUAAACUAGUAAAAUGAUUAAUAGAUCAAGAUUAUUAGCCCGCAAUUUAAAUGUCUUAAGGAAUUCAGCGGCUAUUGGAGAUAAUGGAUUUUUUGCAUCAUUGGCAAAUCCACAAUCCGUUUUUAGUUUUCAAGCAAGACACAAAAGUAAUACUCCGUUAAAUACUGUUGUUAUAUUCGUUCCUCAACAAGAGGCAUGGAUUGUUGAGCGAAUGGGUAAAUUUUUUAAAAUUUUGGAACCUGGUUUCAAUUUAUUGAUGCCAAUUGUUGACAGAGUAAAAUAUGUUCAAAGUUUGAAAGAAUUGGCGAUUGAUAUUCCUAAGCAGAGUGCUGUGACUUCAGACAAUGUUGAAUUGGACAUCGAUGGAAUUUUAUAUUUACGAGUAAAUGAUCCAUUUUUGGCUUCCUAUGGUGUUGAAGACCCUGAAUUUGCCAUAAUACAAAUUGCCCAAACCACUAUGAGAUCGGAAUUGGGAAAAAUCUCGUUGGAUAGAGUUUUUCAAGAAAGAGAAGGACUUAAUGUGAAUAUUGUUGAAAACAUUAAUAAAGCCAGUCAAGCAUGGGGAAUCACUUGUUUGAGAUACGAAAUUCGUGAUAUUAGAUUACCGACAAGAAUUCGAGAUGCGAUGCAAAUGCAAGUUGAAGCGGAAAGAAAGAAGAGAGCAGCAAUUUUAGAAUCUGAAGGAGUUAGACAAGCUGAAAUCAAUAUUGCUGAGGGUCAAAGGACAUCAAGAAUUCUCGUCUCUGAGGCUCAAAAACAAGAACAAAUUAACAAAGCAGACGGUGAAGCAGCCGCUAUUCUUGCAUUGGCACAAUCACGAGCAAAGGGAUUAGAAAUAAUUGCAAAUUCCUUAGGUUAUAAGGAUGGCAAAGAUGCAGCUGCAUUAACCAUUGCAGAACAAUAUGUUCAUGCUUUUGAUAAGCUCGCAAGAACAAAUAAUACUUUAAUUUUACCGAGCAACGUUGGAGAUGUGUCAAAUUUCGUAGGCCAGGCCCUGACAAUAUACAAACACGUGAUAAAUCAAAAACCCCAGAAUCCCCAAAAUCCAACGCACAUAACAAGUGGACCAGAAAAUAAAGUUCCAGUUGGAAUUGAAUCAUCGGACGAUAAUUAUGAAUAUUUUAGUGACAAAGAAGAGGCCGAGAAACAUAAAAAAAAGAAUGAAAGGACUCCUGAUCAUAUGUAGUCUGUAUUUUCAAUAAAAUCUUCUUUAUUAUUCAGUCCUCCUGUUAAAAAAAUUAUAUUUUUCAUCAAGUGAAAUAUAAGUUUAAUGUACCUACAA